Messenger RNA from Zophobas morio, 1892 nucleotides. RefSeq lists its product as uncharacterized. Gene Ontology annotation, cellular component: nucleus; cilium; cytoplasm. The coding region runs from base 123 to 1835 and encodes 570 amino acids. Lineage: Eukaryota; Metazoa; Arthropoda; Insecta; Coleoptera; Tenebrionidae. The record is from RefSeq and is a predicted model, not a curated record. The transcript is spliced from 9 exons. Gene Ontology annotation, biological process: cilium assembly; protein phosphorylation; intracellular signal transduction. Gene Ontology annotation, molecular function: protein serine/threonine kinase activity; ATP binding.
CAUCGUCAAAAAACUGACAUUUAUUUAAAAUACAACAGUAGUUUUAGCUCUAUGGCACUGGCUCGUUCUAACUUCUAAGAAACAUGGGCUGUGUAGAUGGUAAAUAUGAAACAAUUUAAGUGAUGUCUAAACAAAGAAUGAAUCGAUAUAUAACUCUUCAUCAGCUUGGAGAUGGAACUUACGGCUCGGUUGUCCUCGGGCAACGUAAGGAUACAGGAGAGAAGGUAGCUAUUAAAAGGAUGAAACGAAAAUAUUACUCAUGGGAUGAAGCAAUGAAUUUAAGAGAAGUGAAGUCUCUAAAAAAAUUACACCAUUCCAAUGUUGUGAAACUCAAAGAAGUUAUUAGAGAGAAUGAUAUUUUAUACUUCGUUUUCGAAUAUAUGCAAGAAAAUUUAUAUCAGUUAAUCAAAGAUCGUCGUGUGCCAUUACCAGAAGCUACCAUAAGGAAUAUGCUGUAUCAAAUUUUACAAGGAUUAGCAUUUAUACAUAGGCAUGGUUUUUUCCACCGAGAUUUAAAACCUGAAAACAUUCUCUGUUCUGGACCCGAUCUCAUAAAAAUCGCUGAUUUUGGUUUAGUUAGAGAAAUUCGUUCUCGUCCUCCAUACACAGAUUACGUGUCUACGAGAUGGUAUCGAGCACCUGAAGUAUUGCUUCAUUCUACAACUUAUAGUAGUCCAAUAGAUCUUUGGGCAGUUGGAUGUAUAGCUGCUGAAAUCUAUACAUAUCGACCAUUAUUCCCUGGGACCACCGAAACUGAUCAGCUUUACAAAAUAUGUGCCAUUCUUGGAACACCUGAUAAGAAACAAUGGCCUGAAUGUUACCAAUUGGCUGGAGCUGUAGGAUUUAAAUUUCCAUAUUUCAAGAAAACACCUCUUGAAGAUGUCGUACCUCAAGCUAAUGCAGCAGCAGUAGACUUAAUGGAAAUACUUUUAAGUUGGAAUCCCGCUUUAAGACCGACGGCUCAAUCAGCUUUAAAACAUCAGUACUUUCAGGUUGGUCAGCAAUAUAAUGCACAUUCAGGAAUUCGUCAUAACCAAAAUAACCAGUCACAAAUACAUCAGAAUGGAGUAUAUCAACAAACCCAGCCACUCAUUAAUAGUGAUGUAAUUUAUCCAACCAAGCAAAUACAGAUUCAACCCAGUGCUCGCAGUACGCGAAAUCAGUAUAACCACCAAAUAAUACCACCAUCUCUACAACCAUCUGUUCAAAUUAACAUUCAGUCUUUAAUAAAACCUAUGCAACAACCUGAAAAACCACAAAAUCCUCCAAUUGUAUAUAGCUUUGGACAACCUGAUUUUACGAAUAAGUAUUUUUCUGGGAAUAACGAAUCUAAUAACAAUAAACCAAUGGCAAAUAAAAAAAUCACAUGGGGCAUGGAUGAUACAUUUGAUUACAAAGAAGACGACUUUGCAGAUAUUUUAGGAAGCAAAAUUAAAACUAACCCUACUGAUACAUCAAAAGAAAAUAAAAUUAACUUAAGUCAGUACAACUUGCAAGAUAUUUUGGAGCCACUAGCCAAAGCAAGUGCUGGAACUGCUAGAAGCCAGUACCUUAGCGUAUCACGAUACGUCGCAGGACAGCCUUCUGGUGUAAGAAGAGAUUCAAGUAUUUUGUCAUCAUUUUCAACGAAUAGAAAAGACAGUGGAUUAUUUAAUAGCCGAUCUAGUAAAGUUGAAUUACCUCCAAUUUGGAACAAUCCCCUCAGUAAUGUAAAUUCUGGAAAGCAAAGACCGAUAGAAAAUUUAAAUAAUUUAGACAGUGAAAAUUCAUCCCACUGUCGUUUAGUACAAGCAGUUAGUGAAAUAUUACAUCAUAUGGAAAUCUUAUGUGCCUGAUAAUAUGUAUAAAACUGUAUUACAAAAAUUAAUUAUUUAAUAAAAUAAAAAUGUUAU